AUGGGAUAUGGGGUGGAAAUAUGGGGAUGGGAAGAAAAGGAGGGGAUGGAGAGACUGGAAGAAAGAUACUUGAGAUGGGUGUUGGGAGUAGACAGGAGGACGCCGGGGUACCUGGUGAGGGAGGAGCUACAGAGAGAAAAACUGAGAGGCAGGGCAGGCAGGAGGGUGUGGAAGUUUGGAAGAAGGCUGGAGGAGGGUGGAGGAAGUGAGCUGGCGAGACGGUGCUGGGAGGAAGUGAAGGAGAAAUCAAGGAGAAGAGGGAGGCUCUCGGAUUGGGAAGAAGGCAGGAAGAAGUAUCUGAGCGACAGAGGCUUGUGGGAGGAGGGAGAGGGGGAGAAAAAAGGUGAACAAGAGGCAAGAUUGGAGGAGAUGGUGAAGUGGGAAAGAGAGGUACAAAGAGCGGAGAGAUGGGAGAGAAUAAAGGAGUCCAGAUACAGUAAAUGGUACAAGAAAGUGAAAAAGGAAGGGAUACCGGAGUAUUUAAAGAAAGGGUGGGGGGAAAGCAGGUGA
Messenger RNA from Temnothorax curvispinosus, 510 nucleotides. Its product is annotated as calcium-binding and coiled-coil domain-containing protein 2-like. The transcript has a single exon. NCBI's taxonomy places the organism in Eukaryota, Metazoa, Arthropoda, Insecta, Hymenoptera, Formicidae. The record is from RefSeq and is a predicted model, not a curated record. The coding region runs from base 1 to 510 and encodes 169 amino acids.